GCGGGGCUGAGGGGCCGGUGGCGGCAGCGGCGGAGCGGCGGCGGCGGGAAGGGCUGUCCCGGGGCUUGGCGGUGGGGUGGACGAUGCCGGUCCAUUCUCGGGAGAAGAAGGAGAACAACCACGAUGAGAUGGAGGUGGACUACGGGGAGAACGAGGGCAGCAGCUCGGAGGAAGAGGAGACCGAGAGCUCGUCCGUGUCCGAGGAGGGGGACAGCUCAGAAAUGGAUGAUGAGGACUGUGAAAGAAGAAGAAUGGAGUGUUUAGAUGAAAUGUCCAAUCUUGAAAAGCAAUUUACAGACCUUAAAGAUCAACUUUACAAAGAAAGAUUAAGCCAAGUGGAUGCAAAACUACAAGAGGUCAUAGCUGGAAAAGCACCUGAAUAUUUAGAACCAUUGGCAGCUUUACAAGAAAAUAUGCAAAUCCGAACCAAGGUGGCAGGUAUCUAUAGAGAGCUUUGUCUGGAAUCUGUGAAGAACAAGUACGAAUGUGAAAUUCAAGCCUCUCGACAGCAUUGUGAGAGUGAAAAGCUUCUGUUGUAUGAUACUGUACAAAGUGAACUAGAAGAGAAGAUUAGAAGACUUGAAGAGGACAGGCAUAGCAUUGACAUUACCUCAGAAUUAUGGAACGAUGAGUUACAGUCCAGGAAGAAAAGGAAGGAUCCAUUUAGUCCAGAUAAGAAGAAACCUGUUGUUGUAUCAGGCCCCUAUAUAGUUUAUAUGUUACAAGACCUUGAUAUACUUGAAGACUGGACAACAAUAAGGAAGGCAAUGGCUACGCUGGGGCCACACAGAGUAAAGCCAGAACCACCUGUCAAAUUAGAAAAGCAUCUACAUAGCGCUAGAUCUGAAGAAGGAAGACUCUAUUAUGAUGGAGAGUGGUAUGGACGUGGUCAGACGAUAUGCAUUGAUAAGAAAGAUGAAUGUCCUACAAGUGCCAUAAUUACAACAAUUAACCACGAUGAAGUUUGGUUUAAAAGACCGGAUGGAAGCAAGUCCAAGCUGUAUAUUUCUCAGCUACAGAAAGGAAAAUAUUCAAUAAAGCAUAAUCACAACUGACCGUUGCUAACGAGAUAUGAAACAAGUGGUAUUGCCAUGCUUGAUGUGCCAUGGGGUGAAAGAUGUAUUUAAUAGUGUUUUGUAUUCCUUAUAAAUUUACAGCAGUAUCUGAUGUGUAUUUGUAGUGCUAUAUGUGAACUUCAUAUGGAUGGCCUUCAGAAAUCUGAGGAUGUUAAGUCCUGUUGACAGACAUUUUACCUCCAAAUUGGGUCCAGUGCCUAAGAUAUGAAGUACGCUCAUCAAGUAUAAUGGCUCAGAACUUCUCAUAUUCGUAAAAUGAAAAAGAAAAAAAAAAAUUGUUGUUUUUUUUUUUUCCCAUUGGUGACCAGUUGGUGUGAUAAAAAUGAUAACCAUAAUUACCAGCAAUUCACUUCAUUUUCGGUGAACAUGUCAUGCUUCUCUUGUGGAUGUAAAUUUAGCCUGUUCAGCUGUUGCUUUUGAAUAGAUUGUAACAUGCAUAAGCAUUCUUUUAAAUGAAGUGGACUGAUUUAUUAAAAUUAUUGCCCUCAAAAGCUCUGCUAGUACUGACUGUGUUAUAUUUUGUAAGGUUUACUAUAUUGCUUGUAAUGAGACAAAGCUACGUUUUUUGAGGAGCACUUUUCAAGUUUAGGACCCUAUUCUAUAGCAAACAAAAUUAUUGGUGAUUUUUUUUUUCUUCUUCCCCAGAUUGCCAGCAAAAUUUAUGCAUAAAGUAGACAGUGUCGCUCCAACCUGUGUUCUGUGUAGUCCACAAAGAAAAACUGCGGGGGUGGUUAUGUAAAUACUGUUGCAUGCUCUGCUUGUUUGGUCCACAGUUGUAUGAAAUACUACGAAUCUUUUUUUCAAAAGGAAAGUAUUUCCCCAGAAAUCACGUGUCUGGGAAAAUUUACACUGACUUUUUCAUCAAACACUAUUUUCCAAAUUUUUGUACCCUACUUCAUCUUACUGUACACCAGAAUUAUUUCCUGCAGCUUAGAAAGCUGAAUUUCUCUUAACCCUUACUGUUUAAGCCACGGAGAAAAGUCCUAAAUCCUUGAUGUUACUGUGAUGUGCUUGGAACAUCUAGAAUGAUAGAUGGGAUUGCUGAAGAAUUAUUAAUGCGUUGGUUAUGUGCACUUUAAUCUCCAUUUAUGAUGGUUCUUCUUGGAGAAAGAAAGCAUCCAUUUGCUUUAAAUAAUCACAGCAAAUAAGUAUUUUUAUUGUAACAUAUAAAUGUUUUAUUCCUAUAUUGAUUGUCUCUUCUAGUGCAGGGUGGUAGUUACUUUCCAAAUGCCAAAUCAGUUUCUGCCGAGUGUUGCUUUUCUACAAUUGUAUGACAUUAUUAAGCAAAUGUACAUAAAGUAACAAUUGACAUGUUGGCUUUUAACAAUAUGAACUGUAUGUAUACAGUUGUUUGAUAAACAUUUUGUAAUAAAAUAUUCGUAUUUUUUAACUUAGUAUAUAAAUAAAUGAUCUGUGGUAGUGGA
This is a messenger RNA of Chroicocephalus ridibundus (black-headed gull), 2500 nucleotides long. It is a transcript of the gene BRMS1L, whose product is annotated as BRMS1 like transcriptional repressor. Lineage: Eukaryota; Metazoa; Chordata; Aves; Charadriiformes; Laridae. The coding region runs from base 84 to 1055 and encodes 323 amino acids. Gene Ontology annotation, biological process: negative regulation of transcription by RNA polymerase II. Gene Ontology annotation, cellular component: Sin3-type complex. Gene Ontology annotation, molecular function: histone deacetylase binding. The transcript has 10 exons. The record is from RefSeq and is a predicted model, not a curated record.